Molecule: messenger RNA, 621 nt
Organism: Prosopis cineraria
Lineage: Eukaryota; Viridiplantae; Streptophyta; Magnoliopsida; Fabales; Fabaceae
Product: putative disease resistance protein RGA3
Exons: 2
Coding region: 1-621 (206 amino acids)
Biological process (GO): defense response to other organism
Molecular function (GO): ADP binding
Source: RefSeq, a predicted model, not a curated record
AUGGGUAGGGUUGGGAAGACCACCCUUGCUCAAGUUGUGUACAAUGACGACAUGGUGAAGGAGUAUUUUGACCUCAAAGUAUGGGUUUGUGUUACCCAAGAAUUUGAUGUCUCUGGAAUGAGAAGGACUAUUAUAGAGGCAAUCCCUCUAACAUGUGAUGCAUCAGAUCUUAAUCAUCAACAGAUUAAGCUCAAGGAGUUCCUCAGCAAUAAGAGAUUUCUCAUCGUUUUAGAUGAUGUAUGGAACGAGAACUAUAUUGUAUGGGAAAUCUUACGGCGUCCUUUUGAAUAUGGGGCACAGGGAAGUAAGAUCAUAGUCACAACACGAAGUGAAAUUGUUGCAUCAACCAUGCUCACUGUUCCAAUUUAUCAUUUAAAAUUAUUGUCAGAUGAUGAUUGUUGGUUGUUAUUUGCUGAGCACGCAUUUGAAGGGAUAGAAUUGGAUACAUUUGCUAAGUUGAGAGAUACAGGGAGAAAUAUAGUGAAAAAAUGUAGUGGACUACCAUUGACAGCUAAAGCUCUAAGGGGUCUCUUGCGCUCUAAAAGGGAUGAAAGUGAAUGGGAAAAGGUAUUGAAAAGUGAUAUAUGGGAUUUUCCAGAUGCUAGGAAAUUAUCAAUUUAA